Molecule: messenger RNA, 810 nt
Organism: Adelges cooleyi (spruce gall adelgid)
Lineage: Eukaryota; Metazoa; Arthropoda; Insecta; Hemiptera; Adelgidae
Product: paternally-expressed gene 3 protein-like
Exons: 10
Coding region: 1-810 (269 amino acids)
Source: RefSeq, a predicted model, not a curated record
AUGUUACAAGUUCCGGAGCAUAAAGCUCGCCAUCAUACUUUGCUGCAUUAUGAUGCAAUUAAGCGAACAUCAAAUGUUCAACCUAAAGAGAAACCAACACAAUCCCUAGUUAAAGACUCAACAGAAAACUAUCAACCUUCUUCGUCCUUAGGAGAGGAACAUAAUGUGGAACCGCACCCAAAUGAACCUAUAUUAACAACAGAACACAGAGUAGACGAAGACGAAGUCGAAGAGGUCCCACGUGGACCAAAGCCGGAUUUGGGAGAGGAACAUAAUGUAGAACCGCACCCAAAUGAACCUAUAUUAACAACAGAACACAGAGUAGACGAAGACGAAGUCGAAGAGGUCCCACGUGGACCAAAGCCGGAUUUGGGAGAGGAACAUAAUGUAGAACCGCACCCAAAUGAACCUAUAUUAACAACAGAACACAGAGUAGACGAAGACGAAGUCGAAGAGGUCCCACGUGGACCAAAGCCGGAUUUGGGAGAGGAACAUAAUGUAGAACCGCACCCAAAUGAACCUAUAUUAACAACAGAACACAGAGUAGACGAAGACGAAGUCGAAGAGGUCCCACGUGGACCAAAGCCGGAUUUGGGAGAGGAACAUAAUGUAGAACCGCACCCAAAUGAACCUAUAUUAACAACAGAACACAGAGUAGACGAAGAGGAAGUCGAAGAGGUCCCACGUGGACCAACGCCGGAUUUGGGAGAAGAACAGAGAAGAGUUGACAUGGAGGACGAUGAGGUCCCACAAGGACCAAGGCCGGAUUUGCGACGUUAUAUGGAAAUGUUGGUUAGAGAAGAGGUGUGA